Medioppia subpectinata is the source of this 1197-nucleotide messenger RNA. Lineage: Eukaryota; Metazoa; Arthropoda; Arachnida; Sarcoptiformes; Oppiidae. The record is from the annotation of a GenBank genome assembly.
AUGUUUUUCAUAUUGAUGAUUACCGGCGGCAGCCACCAAGCUUCAUCAAACAGUCUAUCACGUGACAGCACUCGACCCCAGCAGAUAAUGCUAACCAUCAUACUAAGCAACUGUCUAUUGGCACUACAGCUCAUACUAUCACAAAUGGUGGUAAUGCCAAUCAUUGGCCACACGACUGUCCACACUCUACUCGUCCUAUCCAUUGCCGGCUCUAUUAAUAACUAUAUAAUUACAACCUUAUUAUACGUCCAAUCGUUUUUAUUUGCGGCCCUUUCGUGGGACCGAUACUACGGCAUAUGUCGGCCCCUCGACAACCCCUUUGACCGCAUGUCAUACAAACGGAUAUACCUAUGGAUAGUGAUUCCCAGCGCUGUCCUAUCCCUGCCAUCCUUAGUCAUUACGUAUUUAUAUUACUUUGAUUACUGGCAUAAUUUAUUGAUUUGCGUUGACAACCAUGAUUAUUAUAUGCCGGCCCUCAGCGGAAUAUUUAAGUUAAGCACUACUACUAAAAUUAUCAUGAUAAUCACCAUGUUAAUCAUACCGACCCUGAUGAUUGGCUACUGUACGGCCCGCAUAAUCGCACACAUGUACUCUAUCGGUGACCACUUGCGCGCGCCGGUAGCUAAGCGAUUAAUGGCCAUAUAUAUCGUGUUUAUUAUAAAAUACGUGGCCAUUCAUACGGAAACUAACCCAUCGGUAUUUACCUCGCCCGAAACAUGCCAGCUGUCCACUCGUAACUACGUGUGCACUGUUAUAGUGAGGGCGACGGGCUUUUUGGACUCUAUGAUUUUUUUCUGGGUGGCCACCAGUUUCCGGCGCCAGUGCUUUGACGUGUUGGUCAAGUGUGUCCGCUGGCCAUACCGUACAAUGUUAGCUAUCGUAACACUUGUGUUGGUAAAUGCGGGGUCACUGGUAAUGUUUGUAAUUCCGGCGCUAGUGGUCAUAGACUUAGGUCGUACAUUUCCCAAAGUGGCAUUUUACGCGCAAACACUGGGAACCGGGCAGUUAUCGUUGUUUAAUCUACUCAAAGCCUAUUCACUAUACGAUACGGAAGUUGAAUAUUGCCAGGGAUUAAGUUUUGUGGCCGGCAUACUAUUGCUUCACAUGAGUGAAGACGACUCGUACGAAAUGAUGAAAUACAUACUGUUUGAUAGGGGGCUUAGGAAACAGUACAAACCGGAUAUGGAUGCUCUACAG